CAUGGCGGACACGCUGCUCUUACGAGCUUUAAAAGGCGAGCCAAAACUACUUAAUUUAAGCAACAAAAAGCUCGACAAAGUUCCAAAAAUUAUUGGAAAACUAUGUACUGUUCUUCAGGUGCAAUUGAAAAACAACAAACUGAAAGAUCUUCCAAAGGAGUUUGGUAGUUUAGUGCAACUUGAAAUAUUAAAUAUUGGCAAUAAUGAACUGGACAGUUUACCUCAGGCUCUUCAGCAUUUAAUCAACCUGACUGUCCUGCAUGCGUUUAACAACAGGAUAAAAGAGCUGUCACCAGUAGUAAUAAGCAAUCUUAGACAGUUGGUUUUGUUAAAUCUAAACAGCAAUCAAUUAACAUUUUUGCCCACUGAAAUUUGUAGGCUAACCAGUUUGCAGAAUUUAAGCCUAGACAACAACUUGCUUGAGGAGCUUCCAUUUGAAAUAUGUGCCCUGACCAAAUUAAAAGAGUUGCAUUUGGCCAAUAACAGGCUGACUAGUCUGCCAUUAGAAUUUGGAUACCUGAUCAACCUAGAGAAACUAUACCUCCAGAAGAACAGAUUAAGAGAACUACCAGAGAGUUUGGGGAAAUGUUUCAAGUUGAGUACUCUAGAUGUUGCGGCAAAUGAACUCAGGAUAUUUCCGACAGAGUUGGCCAAGCUUCCCCUGAGAGAGUUGUACUGUGAAGCAAACCCUCUGCUGCAAAACCUACCUGUCCAUUCUGUGCAAGAAGAGGAAGUACUUACACUUAAGGAAAUGUGUGCCAGGCAAGUAAUGCAUGAGUUAAAGGACAGGUGGUCUUAUACCAGGAAGUCUAUAGAGCACUAUCCAGAGCUAAAGGAGAUGCUGUCCCAGUCCAGCAAGUGUGGAGUAUGUGGCAAUGCUUUCCUCAACACAUGGCUGGAAUGUGUCAAGUUUGUGGACAGCAAGGAGAUUGGUAUGGUGAAGACCCUAAGUGGUAGAAUUCCAGUGAGGACUUUGCUUUGCUCUUACAAAUGUUUCAAUGAGCCUGGCCAUGACUUAUAUGGUGUGGCUUUUCCAUAGCUGCCCACUGCAGUGCCAGUUAAAUAAUAUUGUCAGUAAACUACAGGAUACUGGCCACAAUAUAUUUGGAUAUAUAUGAUCAAAUAUUUUACUGUCUAAAUUUGUCCAGAUUAUACUAAAAAGAGUCAGCAUUUUACCAGGCUUGUGUGAAGGAAGGUGACACAUGGGAUUAAAAAAAAACUAUUUGGUUAUGUCUGGCAAUGUGACCCAUAUGCCAUUUCUAAUACCCAGAACCGUCCAGAAUAUGAAGGGGUGCCAUACAAAAAUAUACUGUACAUACAAAAAGUAACUUUUAUCUGAUCUCAACUAGAAGGAGAUGCAACACGUGUUUUCUGCUGAUAUUGUAUGAGAAAUAAUAUUCAAUGCAAAGAGAAGGAUAUCUGUGGAAGCUGGCCUUCUACUCACUUGUCAUUUAAAGAAAAUAUCAUUUGGUCAAAUUGUGCAAAAAAAUAUUUUUAGCAGUUUCAGGUGACAGAUGAUACUUGGAGGAAAAUCCAAUGCAUUUUCCCAACAAUAAUUUAAAAUAUUUAUUCUCAUAAAGUUGCAAGUAAUGCUUAUUUGUAAAUGAAAAAAAUGUAUUUAAGAUUCAUUUUUAUCUGCCACCUGUUAGUCAGUUUAAGAUGAAUUUAUAAUUAACCCUUACCAAAAUUGUAAGUACAUUUGUAUUAUUCUUAUACAGCAUCAUCAUUACAUAGUAUAUGUGCUUUGAGAGAAUUUUCUCCAUCAGUUUGUCAGUGUUAUGUUAUUAUGAUCAAGUUAAAUAAUUUUGUGCUGUUGAACAGCAGGUUACUGAAUUGUCCAGGAACUAUGUACUGUAUAAACAACUUAUUUUUAAAAUAAACAAGUCUUAUCAAUGUAGAUAUUUCAGU
This is a messenger RNA of Lingula anatina, 1908 nucleotides long. RefSeq lists its product as uncharacterized. Lineage: Eukaryota; Metazoa; Brachiopoda; Lingulata; Lingulida; Lingulidae. The record is from RefSeq and is a predicted model, not a curated record. Gene Ontology annotation, molecular function: protein binding.